CGCCCCCACCACGGCCCCGCCUCCUGGCCCGGAAGUGCGCACGCGCAGCGACAAGAUGGAGCCUGCGGCCGAGCCGCUGCGGUCUGUCCGCCACCUGUCCCGCGUGCUGCUUUUCCUGUCCCAGUGCUACAUUCUGUCCGGCGAUGAGAAUCAACUAUUCUCUCACCUCACAGAAAGUACUGAAAUCCCUCCUUACAUGAUGAAGUGUCCAAGCAAUGGUUUGUGUAGCAGACUUCCUGCAGACUGUAUAGAAUGUGCGACCAAUGUCUCCUGCACUUACGGGAAGCCUGUCACGUUCGACUGCACAGUGAAACCCUCUGUUACCUGUGUCGAUCAAGACCUCAAACCCCAGAGGGACUUUGUCAUCAACAUGACUUGCAGGUUUUGCUGGCAGCUUCCUGAAACAGACUAUGAGUGUACAAAUUCCACCACCUGCAUGACCGUGGCUUGCCCUCGGCAGCGCUAUUUCGCCAACUGCACCGUGCGUGACCACAUUCACUGCCUGGGCAACCGGACGUUCCCUAAGCUGCUAUACUGCAACUGGACGGGCGGCUACAAGUGGUCGACAGCCCUGGCUCUCAGCAUCACCCUUGGGGGGUUCGGAGCCGAUCGCUUCUACCUGGGCCAGUGGCGCGAAGGCCUGGGCAAGCUCUUCAGCUUUGGCGGCCUGGGGAUAUGGACCCUAAUCGAUGUCUUGCUGAUUGGAGUUGGCUAUGUGGGACCAGCGGAUGGCUCUUUGUACAUUUAGUGUGGUUAUGUGCUUCAGAGAGCAGCGUGGAGUCCUUUGUGUGGAGAUGGACACGGGGUGAGAGGGGUAUUUAUGUUUUUAAUGUACAGCAUCUGUACUUGGCUUGCCUUGAUGAAGGUAAAAUAAAGAAAUAGAACACUGAA
Molecule: messenger RNA, 891 nt
Organism: Mus pahari (shrew mouse)
Lineage: Eukaryota; Metazoa; Chordata; Mammalia; Rodentia; Muridae
Gene: Tm2d3
Product: TM2 domain containing 3
Exons: 5
Coding region: 56-748 (230 amino acids)
Source: RefSeq, a predicted model, not a curated record